AACAACUCUAUUAGAAAGUAGAAUUAGCAACUUUUACAUGAAUUUUCAAGUGGAUGAGAUUGGUCGAGUGGUCUCAGUUGGAGAUGAGAUUGCACGUGUUUAUGGGUUGAACGAGAUUCAAGCUAAGGAAAUGGUUGAAUUUUCCAACGGUGUGAAAGGAAUAGCCUUGAAUCUUGAGAAUGAGAAUGUAGGGAUUAUUGUCUUUGGUACUGAUACUGCUAUUAAAGAAGGAGAACUUGUCAAGCGCACUGGCUCUAUUGUGGAUGUCCCUGCGGGAAAGGCUAUGCUAGGGCGUGUGGUCGACGCCUUGGGAGUACCUAUUGAUGGAAGAGGGGCUCUAAGCGAUCACGAGUAAAUAUGUGUCGAAGUGAAAUCCCCUGGGAUUAUUGAACGUAAAUUUGUGCACGAGCCUAUGCAAACUGGGUUAAAAGCGGUAGAUAGCCUGGUUCCUAUAGGUCGUGGUCAACGAGAACUUAUAAUCAGGGACCGACAAACUGGAAAAACAGCUAUUGCUAUCGAUACCAUAUUAAACCAAAAGCAAAUGAACUCAAG
This is a messenger RNA of Lactuca sativa (garden lettuce), 552 nucleotides long. Lineage: Eukaryota; Viridiplantae; Streptophyta; Magnoliopsida; Asterales; Asteraceae. The record is from RefSeq and is a predicted model, not a curated record.